UAAUAGCCAUUCUAGCCGCAGCUUGUGCUCCUGGCAAAAGCCUGUGCCUUCUGACAGCAGGUGCUUAGGACUCAUCAACCCGUGGAAGGAAGUGGUUUUGAUGCUUUGCAGGUUGUCUCCAUCACGAAGGUUUCCAGCAGGUAAAACCACCUAAAGCAGCAAGAGCCUCCCGACCACAGACGUGUGGAGAAGAGGGAGGCUCCUCUGUCUGUGAGUUGAAGGCAUCUCGGCUUUAAAGAAAACUGCCUGAAUAAACAAUCAGAAAGGUGGAACUUGAUGACCACAAGACUGUAGCCAGAAUUGAGAGCGAGAAUGCUCCCUUUUCUAAAAGUAGAAGAUCAAGUGUGUUAGCUCACAAAGGAAGAAAAAAAAAUAGUAAAAUUAAGAGCGUAGGAAGCAAAAAGAGACAGAAUUUCCUCAUGAUAGACUAUGUUUCAUCAAACUACUUUUUUUUUUUAAAAUUCUGCAACUAAGCUAUGUUUCUCAUGACAAUAUUUGCUUGGUUAAUAAGGUGACUUUGAAAGUACUUUAUCCCUAGAUAAUAUAUAAAAUUUAGAACUAUAACCAUACAGUUUAUCACCCGCAACAUUUACUGAUCAAAAACAAAUGACUGACUUUUCUAACUUCAGCUGCUAAUAAAGCUUUUUAACUUCAUCUUUGAAUUCUUAAAUCAUUUCCACUGAGAAAUGUAAUUCUCUAUAACACUGUUGGAUGAUUCUUAUUUAAGACAGACAAAAUACCCUCAGUAAAAAUUAGAUUCUCUUCAAAGUAUGACCUCAAUGAAAUUAUUUAUCUUUUAAACAUCUAAACUGUUCUGGUUCAUAUUUCAUUACAGAAACAAAGGCAUUUUUUUUAAAAAGGCAACUAUGAAAAUUAACCAUGAUGUACUCGUCUUCAAACCAAUCUGCUGUGAGAUUCCUGAAGAAAAUCAAAUUGAGGACAAUGCUCCACCAGCGCAAAAGAGAUCUCUCAGUUGACCUUUGAGAAUUCCUACCCGUGUUCUCUGAACAGGACCACAUACGUGAGCUUCUGUCCUUUCAUUCAGCUGACCACUCCAGCCAACUGCCCGGAGUGUGGAUUCCAACUUCUCUGUGAAAACUGAUCUACAUCUCCCCUUUUUACAAAAAGCCAUGUUCAAUUAAUUAGAACUUCCAGAAACAAAGGCAAAUUGGAGAAACACUCUUAGUGAAAAGAAUUCAGCGUUGGAGACAAGACCUACAUUUCUGCUUAUCUUCUAAGAACAUAAUUUCCACCUUAAAGAGGAAAAAUGAACACCACCUGUUUUGAAGAACAACGUGACCUAGAACACUAUUUGUUCCCAAUUGUUUACAUCUUUGUGAUUGUAGUCAGUGUCCCAGCCAAUGUUGGAUCUCUUUGUGUGUCCUUUCUUCAAGCAAAGAAAAAGAAUGAACUAGGAAUUUACCUCUUCAGUUUAUCACUCUCAGAUUUGCUCUAUACCGUAACUCUCCCUCUCUGGAUUAAUUACACUUGGAAUAAUGAUGACUGGACCUUCUCUCCCGCCUUGUGCAAAGGCAGUGCUUUCUUCAUGUACCUGAACUUCUACAGCAGCACUGCAUUCCUCACCUGCAUCGCCGUGGAUCGGUAUUUAGCAGUUGUCUACCCUUUGCGCUUUGCUUUUCUAAGGACAAGAAGAUUUGCGUUCAUGGUCAGUCUAUCUAUUUGGGUAUUGGAAACCAUGUUCAAUGCUGUAAUUCUGUGGGAAGACGAAACAGCGGUUGAAUAUUGCGAUGGCAAGAAGUUGAAUUUUACAUUGUGCUAUGACAAAUACCCCUUGGAGAAAUGGCAAAUCGAUCUCAACUUGUUCAGGACAUGUACAGGCUAUGUCAUACCCUUGGUCACCAUAAUUAUCUGCAACCAGAAAGUCUAUCAGGCCGUGCGGCAGAACCAAGCCACGGAAAACAGGGAAAAGAGGGUCAUUGUCAAGUUACUUGUUAGUAUCACGUUGACUUUUUUCCUGUGCUUUACCCCCUUUCAUGUGAUGGUGCUGAUUCGCUGCAUUUUAGAACGUAAUGUGAACUUCAGUAACCAGAAGUCUGGGAAGCGGACUUACGCAAUGUAUAGAAUCACGGUUGCAUUAACAAGCUUAAAUUGUGUUGCUGAUCCAAUUCUGUACUGUUUUGUGACUGAGACAGGGCGAUCCGAUAUGUGGAAUCUAUUGAAAUUCUGUGUGGGGAAGGGUAAUAAGUCACAAAAACAAAGCAAGCACAUACUUUCUGUAUCUACAAAAGAUACUGUAGAAUUAGACGUCUUGGAAUAGAAUAUAGGAUUUUUUUUUUUUUUUUGCUUUAAGGUGCAUGGCGUUAUUUCAUCAAGAUGAUGUUUUGGAAAGGAACUCUAACAUGGGAGCAAAUUAAAGUGAUCUGAGUGAAUAUUUUAAUAGAAUUUAUCAAGUGGGGAUAUUUUUAGAAGUAUGUUGUACGCUCUCACCCUCUUAUUAAAUGAGAAGUAGAAAAUAAAAUUUAAUAUUUUCCUAAUGA
This is a messenger RNA of Ochotona princeps (American pika), 2498 nucleotides long. It is a transcript of the gene GPR65, whose product is annotated as G protein-coupled receptor 65. NCBI's taxonomy places the organism in Eukaryota, Metazoa, Chordata, Mammalia, Lagomorpha, Ochotonidae. The transcript has a single exon. Gene Ontology annotation, biological process: G protein-coupled receptor signaling pathway. Gene Ontology annotation, cellular component: membrane. Gene Ontology annotation, molecular function: G protein-coupled receptor activity. The record is from RefSeq and is a predicted model, not a curated record. Bases 1268 to 2278 code for a protein of 336 amino acids.